Molecule: messenger RNA, 1611 nt
Organism: Dictyostelium discoideum AX4
Lineage: Eukaryota; Evosea; Eumycetozoa; Dictyosteliales; Dictyosteliaceae
Gene: CYP520A1
Product: cytochrome P450 family protein
Exons: 3
Coding region: 1-1611 (536 amino acids)
Source: RefSeq, a predicted model, not a curated record
AUGGAAAUUUUAACAUUUAUAAUUUAUUUAAUUACAUUUUUCAUUCUUUUUGAUUUCUAUAAAAAAAAUAAAAGAUAUAGUAAAUCACCAAAUAAAGAAGCAAAUGGACCAUGGUCACUUCCUAUCAUUGGUGGAUUACAUUUAAUUGGUGAUAGACCAAAUAGAUCAUUCUCUGAAUUGUCAAAGAUUUAUGGUGGGAUUUAUAAGAUUUGGUUAGCUGAAAGAAUGUUAAUGAUUGUUACAGACCCAGAGAUAAUUCAAGAUAUUUGGAUUAAACAACACGAUAAAUUUGUAAAUAGACCACACAAUAUUACAAGUCAAAUAUUUUCAUUAAAUCAUAAAUCUUUAGUAUUUGGUGAUGUUGAUGAAUGGAAUAAAGUUAGACCAAAGAUGACAUGUCAUUUCACUAAAAUUAAAUUAAAUUCAACAAAGCCAAAACAAAUUGUAAAUGAUCAAUUAAAAAAAAUGUUAAAAAUAAUGACAACACAUUCAUUAGAUUCUAAACCAUUUAAUCAAUAUGUUUAUUUAAAUACAUAUUCAAUGAAUAUUAUACUUGGGUUAAUGUUAUCAAUUGAAUUACCACAUUCAAAUAGUAAUGAUAAGGAUGGACAAUUUUCAAAGGUAUUACAUUCAAUUGAUGAAAUAUUUAAAUCAAUUGGAACAAAUGGUCCAGAAGAUAUAUUUCCAACAUUAUUACCAUUUUUUAAGAAUAGAAUAUCAACAUUUACAAAUCAUUUAAAUGUAAUUAAAGAUUUCAUUAGAUCAAUUUAUAAACAACAAAUUAAAACAUUUGAUAUUAAUAUUGAACCAAGAAAUAUUAUGGAUUGUUUAAUUUCUGAAUAUUAUGAAGAUGAUGACCAAGAGGAUGAAGUUGCUAAACAAGAAUUAAUUAUUCAAUUAUGUAUUGAUAUGUUAGUUGCUGCAACUGAUACAUCUGCAAGUACAUUGGAAUGGUUUAUGUUAUUUAUGAUCAACAAUCCAAAUUUACAAGAAGAUCUUUAUGAAGAAGUUGUAAAUGUAGUUGGUAAAGAUUGUCCAUAUGUUACAUUUGAUGAUGUACCAAAAUUAGCUUUAAUCAAAGCAUGUUAUUUUGAAAUACUUAGAAUUCGUCCAGUUACAUCAUUAUCAUUACCACGUGUUUCUAUGGAAGAUACAACCACUUUAAAUGAUAUUUUCAUUCCAAAAGAUACAAUUAUCAUUCAAAAUAUUUUCGGUAUGGGUAAUUCUGAAAAAUUCGUUUCAAAUCCAACUGUUUUCAAUCCAUCAAGAUGGUUAGAAUAUAAAAAAAUGAAAGAUUUAAAUCAGUUUGGUAAUAGAGAUGAUAGUAUUGAUACUACCAAUACUACUACUAAUACCACUUUAAAUGGUACCACUAGCAAAUACUAUAAUGAUUUGGAAAGAGUUUCAAUCCCAUUUGGUGUUGGUAAAAGAAGAUGUAUGGCACCGAGUAUGGCUGAUCAUAAUGUUUUAAUUGCAAUGGCAAAUAUUGUUUUAAAUUUCACAAUGAAAUCAAGUGAUCCAAAACAAAUGCCACUCUCUGAAGAAGAACAAUAUGCAAUCACUAUUAAACCAAAAUAUCCAUUCAAAGUAUUAUUUGAAAAAAGAUCAUAA